CCAUCGUCUCAGAUACAGCAAUGCAACGAAAUUUCCUCUUCUUCCAUCAUAAGUCUGCACGAAAGCAUGCAGCUAAAGAAACGACCCCGCCGGAGGCGCGAUGAUGAGAAGGAUAAAAUUGCACGCGGUUACAAGACGGUGACGGCUUUCGCCACCGCGGAAGAGUACGAUCUCGAUCGAUUGCUGAGGGCUCUGCGCGAACAGAACCUUUAUGAACCGAAGCAGUUCCUGUCAAGCGACGAUAUCGAUACGGAACCGGACGUGCUGCACGUGACUGCCAAAUAUAAGGUGGGCGACGAGUGUCGCGAUUUGUAUUUCUUCCGCGAGGGCACGGUCGUGCUGUGGAACUGUACCGAUCUGGAGAGCAGCAACAUCCUGCGCUUCUUGCGACCCUUCGAGCAGGACCCGUACGAUGAGGGCACGGUGCUGGAGGAAAGCGAAUCGAUGCUGUACAACCACGAUGAUGUGCCGCGUCUGAAGUACAACAGCUUCUAUAUUUCGCAGUCCGAAGAUGCCGACCUGGAGAAGUACACUUUCUCGAACUCGAUGUCUCUGUCGGUUAAGCUUGGCAUAUGGGAGGCCUCGCUCGAACGGUAUAUCGACUCGAUGGCGUUCGUCACGGAGGACUUAAAGCGAGGCAACAAGAUCAAAAUCACGCGCCCCGAAAUGCUGCGCCGCACAGGGGAGCUGUUCGCGCUGCGGCACGUUAUCAACCUCAGUUCGGAUUUGCUCGAUACGCCCGAUUUCUACUGGGACCGGGAACAGCUCGAAACGCUGUACAACCAAACCUGCGCGUACUUUAGCAUUACCCGCCGGACGCGCGUGAUGAAUGAGAAGCUGAACCACUGCGUCGAACUGGCCGACCUGAUCAGCUCGAACCUGAAUGACGACCAUCACGUACGGCUGGAAUGGAUGAUUAUCAUCCUUAUCAUGGUGGAAGUUGGGUUCGAGGUGCUGCACUACGUCGACAAGUUCACGUAAUCGGUUGACGAUAUCGAUGCGGCGUUUUGGUCUAAUUGCGUCUGGUUUCUCGACUACCAUAUAACCAAACGACGGUUGUUUAAUCGUUCAUGUGAUUCACGUUAUCGAAAUGAGUUAUUUUACGAUCAUACAAUAUGGUUCACGAUCAAAGAAAUCGCUUCAUUUUACAGUUUGAUAUUUAUUAUCUCUUGAGUGUCUACGAUUCCAGAGAUAAGAGAAUUGACUUCUAACCAAAACUAAAAGAUACUCUUUCCGGUUAAAACAUCCAUCUAGAUGUGCGUUGUAAAAGCGUAGUUAGACAGAGUUUAGUAUGUAUUAUGUUGAAACGUGACCAUAAGUUAGAACGGCGACUCUGCAUUUAAAUAGAGCUUAACGUUUUUCUUGGACGUUGGAAGGUGAUCCAGUUCAGUCCAACGUGAUUUUUUUUGUGUUGUGUUCAGCCCCCAAGGACG
Messenger RNA from Anopheles nili, 1433 nucleotides. RefSeq names its product required for meiotic nuclear division protein 1 homolog. Gene Ontology annotation, biological process: positive regulation of mitochondrial translation. The record is from RefSeq and is a predicted model, not a curated record. Lineage: Eukaryota; Metazoa; Arthropoda; Insecta; Diptera; Culicidae. The transcript has a single exon. The annotation marks the transcript as partial.